AUGGACUCCUGGAACAGCAAUCAACUGAUGUUCAUGAAACUUGGAGGGAAUGAAAGAUUGAAGAACUUCUUCCGCACAUACGAAUUGGAUGAUUUACCACCUGAGAAACUAUACAAAACUAUUGCAGCGGUACAAUAUCGAUUCUCACUAAAGGCACAAGUGGAAGGCAAACCUAUACCUGAUCCCGUCCCAGCAGAAUUUGCCUCCAGGAUCUGUACUGAAGAACAACUAAUAAGUGCUUCGGAUUACAGGGGCAAUAGUGACGGGGAGGGUGUCAGUGAAAAUGAUGAGGAAGAGGAGGAAGAGGAGGAAGAGGAGGAAGAGGGGAAAGAUUCGAAUGAAGGAAAUGAUGAAGAAGGGAAAGAUAAAUCGGGAAAGUCUGAGAGUGGUAUCAUAAAUAGCAUUGGUUCAAUACUUACCGGACUUACGGUUUCAGCGGGAAAUAUUGCUUCGUCUAUUCAAGUUAGCCAAAUUCCUCAGAAUGUAAAGCAGUCACUGGUUUCGAGUAAGAAUUGGGUGGAAGAAAAGGCUAAAAAUAUCAAAAAUAAUGCGCAGAAUUCUGAGUUUUGGCAAUCUAACCAAAUGAAACUAAAACAAGGUGCUGUUACGAUAUUCAAUCAACUUGAAAAUACAAUGAUGAGUGCAUCUGAUUGGUUUGAUAAACACUUGCGCAGGGACAAAACAAAUUCCCAGCCUUCUACAUCUAGUAAAAAUACUUCCAAAACAGUCUCCACAGGUUACAACUCAUGGCAAGAACCGGCGCAUUCAUAA
This is a messenger RNA of Babesia microti strain RI, 771 nucleotides long. RefSeq names its product ADP-ribosylation factor GTPase-activating protein 1. Gene Ontology annotation, biological process: COPI coating of Golgi vesicle. The transcript is spliced from 3 exons. The record is from RefSeq and is a predicted model, not a curated record. The coding region runs from base 1 to 771 and encodes 256 amino acids. Lineage: Eukaryota; Apicomplexa; Aconoidasida; Piroplasmida; Babesiidae.